Messenger RNA from Oncorhynchus nerka (sockeye salmon), 759 nucleotides. RefSeq names its product vimentin-like. The transcript is spliced from 2 exons. Gene Ontology annotation, biological process: intermediate filament organization. Gene Ontology annotation, molecular function: structural constituent of cytoskeleton. The annotation marks the transcript as partial. Gene Ontology annotation, cellular component: plasma membrane; intermediate filament; cytoplasm. NCBI's taxonomy places the organism in Eukaryota, Metazoa, Chordata, Actinopteri, Salmoniformes, Salmonidae. The record is from RefSeq and is a predicted model, not a curated record.
GAUAAGGAGAGAGACCCAACCCAGAGAAACUAAAACUUAGUAACCUAACUAGCUCUACAGAAGAGACCGAACAUUUCAGGAUGACAGCAGCGCGUGGUCCUCAGUCCUCCUAUAAGAAGUAUUUUGGUGGGGAAAGGAACAUGAGCCACUCGUCCUCCUACCCCUCCAGCCGACAGCUGUACUCCAACCCGGUGGCGGUGCGCUCCUCUCGGGUCUCUUUCGGCCUGUCCUCCGCCACUCCGGGGGUCUACGCAACCAGGACCCAGCGGCUCCGCAGCAGCGCCCCGAUGCCCCGGCUGUCCUCCGAAACCCUGAACUUCUCUCUGUCCGACGCCGUGAACUCCGAGUUCAAGACCAACCGGACCAACGAGAAGGCUCAGAUGCAGUCGCUCAACGACCGCUUCGCGAGCUAUAUCGAGAAGGUCCGGUUCCUCGAGCAGCAGAAUAAGAUCCUGCAGGCAGAGCUCGAGCAGCUACGAGGGAAGGGCACGUCCCGAUCCCGCAUCGGGGACCUGUACGAGGACGAGAUGCGCGAGCUGCGGCGACAGGUGGACCAGCUGACGAACGAGAAGGCGCGAGUGGAAGUGCACCGGGACAACCUGUCUGAUGAUAUAGACAGGCUCAGAGAGAAACUGCAGGAGGAGAUGAUGCAGCGUGAGGAAUCUGAGAGUACCAUGCAGAGCUUCAGAGGGGUAGGACACAGCUUCAUACUACCACACAUCUUAGUUAAAGGGGAAGUUCACCCAUUUUUUUUAACAU